Trichomycterus rosablanca is the source of this 909-nucleotide messenger RNA. RefSeq lists its product as uncharacterized. The coding region runs from base 145 to 882 and encodes 245 amino acids. The transcript has 2 exons. The record is from RefSeq and is a predicted model, not a curated record. Lineage: Eukaryota; Metazoa; Chordata; Actinopteri; Siluriformes; Trichomycteridae.
CGAUGAAGAACUGUCGUUGUUAUACUCAUCGCUGUUUUUGCCGUGACUAACAGAUGCGCUCAUCGCUAUCUCAGCCGUUGUUAAAAUCCACGAUUCCAGUAUUAACCCGUCUGAUUCAAUUUGUACCAAUAAAAACUCAUUUCUAUGAUGGAAGUGAUUGAGUCGAUAGUCACGGACAGUAUUGAAGUGGAACAUUCAACCGCCACUGUUUCAACUCUGGAUGCUGAAAAGUCUAACACAGAGUUCAUCUGGACCUUGCAAGCCACGUGGCAUCUGGUUCGUGUUCGUCUGGAAAUGGACCAGGAGUUUGAUCAGCCGGUCUGCAAAAAGAAGAAGCUCUGGGAGACGGUGGCCGAGCGCGUGACGGCCAAGCUCAGGGCCGAGGGCUACGACGACGUGCCGGUCAAAGCCUUCGAGUGCGACCUGAAGUGGAGGAACAUGUUGGCGACGUACAGGAAGAACAACGAGCGUGCCAAGCGGCUCGGCGCGCACAGCGUGCACUGGGAGUUCUUCAAAGCCAUGCACGAAGUGCUCGGCCGGAGCUACGAGGAAGUCGAGGCCCAACGGAAAGCCAAGCUGAGCGGCACCAAGCUGGGCAAGGCCAUGGCCAGUAAACGCUACACGCCGAUUCUUCCCACGCCCACGGUCACCGCCACAGCGUUCAGUGCUGCCAGACCCCCUCAGGAUGUGCUGCAGUUGUACCUGGAACUACAGGAACGCAAACUGAACAUGUGGGCGCAGCAGAAAGCCCUGGAGGAGAGGAAGAUCGAGGCCAUCAACAAUCUGGCGCGUGCCAUCAGCAGCCUGGCGCAAGAGACUGCAACAGCGGCUAAAGAGCCCAUUGUGUCGGACACGCUCGCUUCCCUUUCCUCACAUCAAUAAAGAUUCUGUUCGAUUAUUGAGCUUUAA